AUGGCAGGAAGUGCGACAACACUGCGCUGUGCGCAGCCCGUGGCGGUCUCUCCGACCGAGGAGGAGGUUGCCAGCAUGCACCACUUCAUCGAGAAUGCGCUGGACCUGCUCAUCAAGGGUAAUGCCAAGAGCUACCAAUACCUCAUCCAGCAGUUGACGCUCGUACCGCCGCCCGUCGCCACUCGUCGCAAGAUCUUUCGCGCCCUACCGCGCUGUAUCUCCACGAUGGCACGCGAGCCUAAAGCCUACCGCGCGCUGCUGGACGUGCUGUUCAAAUUUGACUUGUUGGCAAGUGGUGACCCGCUCGAGGUGGAGGACUACACGAGCUUCAUCGUGCACCUGGUAUCUUCCAAUACCGUCUACGUGGUGCCCACACUUCACAUGCUUGUGCGCAACAUGCGCCGUCCCCAGGAGAAGGAGCUACCGCCGGACCUCCGAGUACUCGCUCAGACAGAGCAAAAGAACGAGGAGGAGACAACCAAGAAAUCCACAAAAGCCGGUGGAAUCUCCAUUGGAGGAUCAUUUGGAGCCGAUACAGUAGCGACCCCGACGCCCGUUGCGAAGGUCGUGCACGAAGCCAAGGGGCCGAGUCUAGACGAGCGUAUCCAGAGCCGAUUCGAAGCCGCCCAUGAGACUCUGGAGCGUGUACUAACGUUGGUGCCAACUGCAGCCAAUGUAUUGUUCCCAAUUCUAUGUGAGCAUUUCCCGCACAAGCGAAUGGAUGCGUCGACUCAGGUGGCGUAUCUGCGCAAUGUACUGCGUGUGACAGGGUACGUAAGUGGACUGCGUGAACGUGUGCUGGGACUGGUGCUAGACCAGCUGGUGGCGAUUGAUGUGGAGAUCAAACUAGACGAGAGCGAGGAGGAUAUGUUCACGAUGGACGAUUUCCUGGACGACGACAUGUUGCCGCCUGAUGACGCCUCGCGACAGGUGGACGAGAUGGCCGAUAAACUGGACCAAAUGAUGCUCGUCAUGUUUGAGCACAUCGAGCAGAGCGCUGUAUCCUCGUCGCCUACGUCAGCGUCCUCCGACUCGGUGGCUUCUUCUACAGGAGAUAAAAAUUUGGACGUGCGCCAAGCAGCUCUGAUUUUCAAGUACCUACUCAAGGUGUUCGAGCACUCGAUUCUCAACACUCAUCGAUCCAAGUAUCCUCAGUUCUUGCUGUUCUAUGUGUGUCGGAUGGACCCGCAGUUUCAAGACGUGUUCAUCUCGCAGCUGCUUGCCACGUCGCUGGACCCUCAGACGCCUCCCACCACACGUCAAAGCUGUGGUGCUUAUCUGGCCAGCUUCCUUGCUCGCGCCAAGUACAUUUCCGUGGCUUAUCUACAGAAGGCUCUGUAUCAUCUGCUGAAGUGGCUGCAUGACCAAAUGGACGUCUACGAUGCAGCACACCAAGAGCAACAAGAGCGAGACGGCGAGACUGCAGCUGAAAGAGACGAACGAUUACUGGAGGAGUCGGAGAACAUGGGGAUCACAGGCGAUCGCGGCUUUCAAGAGAGUAUUUUUAUUUCCUCACUGCAGACGGUGUGCUACAUGGUUUGUUUCCGCGGACUGGAGAUUGCUACCAGUGACGAUGGCGCUGGCUACGACUUCCUGCGCAGUCUUGGCUGGGAGCGGCUGCUAGUCACAAGCGGGGGCUACUGUCCAUUGGCGUAUUGCCAACAAACGGUAGCUACUGAGUUCUUGAACCUGGUGGAGGCGUUCGAUUUGGUCUCAGAGGAGUGUCUCGAACGUGUGGAUCAAGCUAUUGGCACCGUCUCGUCGUCUACGAGCAAAUCUGCCAAGUCAAUGGAGCGCUCCAAGAAACCCACGGCAGGAUCAGCGUCUGCUUCCACACUGCUCGGUCAGCGUCAACCUCUCGAGACGUUCUUCCCUUUCGAUCCUUAUCUCUUGCGUCGUUCGUUCCGGUAUAUCGGUCCGUUGUAUUUGUACUGGAAACACGCCGAUCCGACGUCAAGCGAAAACUGUGAACUGCUGGAAUCCGUCAAGACAUCAAUCCGUCAGAUGCAGGAGAAGGCAGAAGAAGGUGAAGAUGACAGCGAAGAAGAAGAAGAUCUGAUCGAUGAAGACGUGAGCAUGGCUGGAAGUGUACCCAACCCGUCGAGUGCUUCGUAUCGUGCUGAUAGCUACAUGGGAAGUCUCAGUCGGUCCUGCAAUAUGUCGGUAAGUUCAUCCUACGACGGGGAAGGCUUUGUCGAUGAAGACCGCACUCCAGUAAGACGUCCGUUGCCUUCUCGGUCCAUGUUUGAUCCGUCUCCAGCUCUAUCUGCUAGUUCCCCUCCGUCGAGACUUCCCCCACUUGGUGCCGCUGAUGCAUUCACACUCGGGGGCUUUGAUGAUGAGGAUGAAGACGAGGGAUUCUAG
Phytophthora infestans T30-4 is the source of this 2364-nucleotide messenger RNA. RefSeq names its product RNA polymerase I-specific transcription initiation factor rrn3, putative. Gene Ontology annotation, cellular component: nucleus. Bases 1 to 2364 code for a protein of 787 amino acids. The transcript has 2 exons. Gene Ontology annotation, biological process: transcription initiation at RNA polymerase I promoter. Gene Ontology annotation, molecular function: RNA polymerase I core binding; RNA polymerase I general transcription initiation factor activity. Lineage: Eukaryota; Oomycota; Peronosporomycetes; Peronosporales; Peronosporaceae. The record is from RefSeq and is a predicted model, not a curated record.